AUGGGCAACCAAAUAUCCAAGAUGAUGGGCAAGAUCUUCGGGUCGAGAGAAAUGCGACUGUUGAUGCUGGGUCUUGAUGCUGCUGGCAAGACAACAAUCCUGUACAAACUGAAACUGAAUCAAGACGUCACAACGAUCCCCACGGUUGGCUUCAACGUCGAGACCGUCACCUACAAGAAUGUCAAGUUCAAUGUCUGGGAUGUUGGUGGACAGGACAAGAUUCGGCCGUUAUGGCGACACUACUUUUCCGGCACACAAGGUCUGAUAUUUGUGAUUGACUCCAACGACCGAGCACGCAUCGACGAGGCCAGGCAAGAACUCCACAGGAUUAUUCUGGACCGAGAAAUGAAAGAGGCGCUAUUGUUGGUGUUUGCCAACAAGCAAGACAUCCCAGGCUCCAUGACCCCUACUGAGGUGACUGAGAAGCUGCGACUGGGCCAAUUGAAGGACCGGACUUGGUAUGUGGUUCCUAGCUGUGCCACCACCGGAGAAGGACUGCUCGAAGGAUUGAGCUGGCUCUCGACGAAUGUCAAGGCGCAACCAAGGCCCGCACCUGUCAAAUAA
This is a messenger RNA of Cladophialophora immunda, 564 nucleotides long. RefSeq names its product ADP-ribosylation factor 6. The transcript has 3 exons. Gene Ontology annotation, biological process: intracellular protein transport; vesicle-mediated transport. Gene Ontology annotation, cellular component: cytoplasm. Bases 1 to 564 code for a protein of 187 amino acids. Lineage: Eukaryota; Fungi; Ascomycota; Eurotiomycetes; Chaetothyriales; Herpotrichiellaceae. Gene Ontology annotation, molecular function: GTP binding; GTPase activity. The record is from RefSeq and is a predicted model, not a curated record.